AUGAAAAGGAUAACUGGAGAACAUGAAUUUACAGUGGAUAUUGUACCAGGCUCAUCGUGUGCUGAAGCUCAGAUGGUAGAGUUGGAGGUGGUUCUAGGUCCCAACAAAACACAGCAGCUGCUAGGCCAUGCUGAAAUGGCCCUCAAACUUCAAAAGAAAAACAAAAGGAGAGAAGAAAGCAGCAGCAGUAGCAGCCGUGAUGAUAGCAGUGACAGCAGCAGCCGCAGCAAGAGUGACAGCUCCAGCAGCUCCAGCAGCUCCAGCAGCUCCAGCAGCAAGAGGAAGGGACGACGUGUGGGCAAAGACAGACAUGCCAGGGACAGUUCUUCCAUACGCAGCAGUAGCCAGAGCAGCAGCAGCGACCAGAGUGGCAGCAGCAGCCGUGACCAGAGCAAUGAGCGGAGCAGCAGCCGCAGCAGCAGCAGCAGCAGCCGCAGCAGCCGUGACCGCAAGAGCCAGAGCGGCAGUUCCAGUAGUGAAAGUGAUAGCAGUGUGAAGAGCAGAAAAUCCAGAUGGCAGCACCAGGAAAAGUCUGUCGAGGGCCGCUUCAUCCCAUGGGCUAAUAUGAAGCCCAGUUUAUUGGCAGAGCACAGACAUCCAGCAAUGCUUGUUGUUUACCGUGUCCUCUACACAAAUGGUGCUCAAGAAGGCGUCCUACUUAUGGGGUAUGAAGACUUUGACUCUGCUAGGCCCAAGAUACAAAUAGUUACAUCAAACAUCUCAAAACCAAGCAAACCAACAGCCUUCUUGGAAGCUGCACUUUUGGGCCCUCACAAAGGAAUGGCUGUUCUGAAAUUUGGCCAGAACUGCAAGCAAUAUGAGAUUAAAGCAGCCAUUGAGACUGGCUUGUUUGCCCAUCAUCCAGCUUUGCAGAUGACGUUUAACUACGCCCGAGUUCCUUCAAGCCUGAAAAAGAUUGCAGACUAUGUUGCUUAUUCAGUUUUCCCAGAAAUGGUUGUCAGGCUUGGCCUCUCUCCAAAAGAACAGAGAAACUCCCCUGGCCAGAUCAAGAUGAUUACAGUUGCAAGUCCUCCAGAAAAUUACAAUGUAAUUCUUAAAACACCACAUACAAGCACCACUAUUUCAGAUGUCACAUUGCCAUUGUCAUGGUCUGAAGGUAGAGUUGACUCAGCCACACAUCGAAACUUGCUGGAUUUUAUCCUUAAUAAUCACAGAGGUAUUUGUUCAAUAUAUCGUAACAAUCUUACAACCUUCGCUGGAGCUGAAAUCCAAACCCUACAGGUUCCAAACUGUCCUCUGAUCUUGGCUAAGAAUCGUUAUCAGCAUAAGCAGUUCUCUGUGAUGAUGACUCAGCGAUCCAGCGAUGACAUCACAAAAGUUCUUAUAUUUGAAAGUCAUGACCAAGAAAUUAAAUUGACUGUUAAGAAUGAAAAGUUCCAAGUAGAAAUCGAUCGUGUUCCAGUUCCUCUUCCAGUCCACCUCAAACGUGAUUUCUCCAUUACAGUCACAGAGAAGAAAGGUCAACUUUUACUCACCAUUGAUGAUAAAUUAAAGUGUUACUAUGAUGGACAGAAUAUCACGAUUGAAGCUGACCCAACAAUGGCAGGACAAUUACAGGGGAUAUGUGGACGAUUUGAUGGUGAAAAGGACUUCCGGACACCAAGUGGAUACAUAGCUAAAAAUGCAUUGAGCUUUGUUCAGUCUUGGGUACACACUGAGGGACCCUGUGAGGAAGACUGCAACCUGCAGCACUCAUUCGUGAAACUUGAAGAUACCAUCGAGUACCUGGGUCAACAGUCAGAGUGUUACUCUGUUCAGCCUGUGCUGAGAUGUCGUAAGAAUUGCGCAGCAACUUCUACCACUCCCAUUUCUGUCGCUCUGCAUUGUCUGCCAGCUGGUUCCACAACAAACUUACUUGAAACACAGAUGAGACUUGACUUGAAGUCCGAAGACCUGGAGUAUUUGAUUGAAGUUCACAGGUCAUGCUCUUGUGAACAUCAACGAUGUGCCUCAUCAGAUUCUGACCCAGAAAAUUAGAAACCUGUAGCAUUGU
Molecule: messenger RNA, 2014 nt
Organism: Sphaerodactylus townsendi
Lineage: Eukaryota; Metazoa; Chordata; Lepidosauria; Squamata; Sphaerodactylidae
Product: vitellogenin-2-like
Exons: 15
Coding region: 1-1998 (665 amino acids)
Biological process (GO): lipid transport
Molecular function (GO): lipid carrier activity
Source: RefSeq, a predicted model, not a curated record